GGGGCGCUGACGACGUAUUUAAUGAGUGAACGCUUGAACACUCCUUACAGCCCAGGACACACCAAACCCAUAGCCAUUCCGUGUCGGAUAUCUUCGGAUACCAUGACUACACCAUCUUUCAACACAAUCAAUCUUCUGCAGUCUAGCGCCUUUGGUUUAUCGACCGGUAGUGCGAAGCUCGCGUUCGCGCAUUCACUCUUAAGGCAAGCCGGGAUGCUCGCCAACUCUCGACUGGCCCACCCUGGCGUCGACGACCUUAGGGUUAUGCUCAUCCAACUUCAAGAAGCUCAUGCGGUGUUGCUUCAGCGCAUCACAGGAUGGCACUUCAUCUCGUCUCUGUGGUACUCCAAUGACGCCGAUGUCGUCCAGCAUGUGGAGGACUGCUUGAAUCUGCGUGCACUUGCGUCGCUGCAUGCCAACCUGAUUCAAGAAGUUAGGGCGCAAGAGUCAGGUCGUGUUCUAAACAGUAACGUGCCUGGGAGCACACCAAAAGCUACCUCCCCCUUCGACUACGGAGUUAGAUCACCUGUUGUCCAUAUCAGCGGGCUUGCUACUGUCGGAUCGCUGAAUGUCCAAUGGGGCAACGAGGUAUACGGUCCCACCUCCCAAACAGUCCAUAAAGAGUCCUCGCAAGAGCAGCACGAGCGUCCACAAGAAGCGACAGAGGCGUCGGGUGCCCAUCAGACACGCAUGGCGGCAGCGUGGCCAUACGGGAGAGACCAUAGAGCAUACAUUUGAGAUCGAGUUGAAGCUUCCAAGACGUUGUGUGAGAAAGAAGGAAGGUUUUCACGACGAGGUCAGAGCCGUUGAUGUGUCCAGGUAGAAGCAAGAGCUAGCCAGGGGUUAGACGC
Molecule: messenger RNA, 851 nt
Organism: Coniophora puteana RWD-64-598 SS2
Lineage: Eukaryota; Fungi; Basidiomycota; Agaricomycetes; Boletales; Coniophoraceae
Exons: 4
Coding region: 22-738 (238 amino acids)
Source: RefSeq, a predicted model, not a curated record